CGCAUUCAUUUGAUACAAGACAAUCAAAAAAACACCAAGUUAAAUUAUUGUUCGCCCCCCGGCCCGGAGCUCCGUCAAAAAAUGGGUCACCAUUCUUGCUGUAAUCAGCAGAAGGUUAAGAGAGGCCUUUGGUCGCCGGAGGAAGACGAAAAGCUCAUUCGAUACAUCACCACCCAUGGCUAUGGCUGCUGGAGCGAAGUCCCCGAGAAAGCUGGGCUUCAAAGGUGUGGGAAGAGCUGCCGAUUGAGAUGGAUUAAUUAUUUGAGGCCUGAUAUCAGAAGAGGGAGGUUUACUCCGGAGGAGGAGAAGUUAAUCAUCAGCCUUCAUGGAGUUGUAGGAAACAGAUGGGCUCAUAUAGCAAGUCACUUGCCGGGAAGAACAGACAAUGAGAUAAAGAACUAUUGGAAUUCAUGGAUAAAGAAGAAGAUACGAAAACCCUCUUCGUCUCCAAGCACCAACACCACCACAAAUACUACUAACUCAGAACAUUCUCAAAUGGGUUACAGUUCGAACCAACUUGAUUUUGUGAAUCAAGAUUUCACGCCAAAGCAACCUGUUCAUGAAACCCUAUUCUCUUCUUCAUGCCCUUUAUUCAUGUUCGACACAUCUUCACUUGAUGGGUCUGCAGAAAACAACGUCGUACGCGCCGAGUAUUUUCAGGAUGCGGUGGGUUUCCAUAGUACUCAUGAAACAUGGAAUAUGAACCAACAUCAAGUUCAAGCGCUUCCGCCUCCGACGACGGCGGCGUCGGCUUUUGCGGUGGGCAUGGAUGCAAAUUAUUUGCCGCCAUUGAUAGAGAACAUGGAGAAUAUGGUGCCUCUUGACGUGCAAUCGUGUAGCAUAGAUGAGGAAGGAGAGAUGGGAUUGGAGUGCUUGCAAAGGCAGGAGUUGAAUGAAUGGGUUGAAUCCCAGCAACAAUGCUCAAACUUUCUUUUCUGGGAUAACGUUGAAGGACCACUCGGUGGGGAAGAAAUCGUACCGGCUUCAUCAAAUGUGGGAGCUAAUAAUACAUUGAAUCAUGCUUUUCCUUCGUCUCUAUGAGAUGAUAAUGGUUGUGGAAAUUGUCCCCGCCACAAAAAGGCCAUUUUCCCCCCUUUUUUUGCUUCUAUUGGGUGAGGUUGUGAAUUGUGAGUAAUUAAAAAGGCAACAUAAAAAUUUGCAUGCCAAUUAAUGUUUGCUUGGUGUUUGGAAAUGGACGAGGAAAUUCAAGAAUAAAGGCAAUGCAACAAUGCAAGAUGCAAAGCUUGAUGACCACAACUAUGAGAUAUUUCCCUUAAGCUCUUGUACAUGUCAUGGUGUUGAAUGGUUGACAUGGUUUUGAUUUUUCUUUUACCUUUUCAAUAACAAUCCAGAUUGA
Messenger RNA from Corylus avellana, 1357 nucleotides. RefSeq names its product myb domain protein 103 (gene ATMYB103). The record is from RefSeq and is a predicted model, not a curated record. NCBI's taxonomy places the organism in Eukaryota, Viridiplantae, Streptophyta, Magnoliopsida, Fagales, Betulaceae.